AUGUCCGCGCCCAACGUCCUCAAUGCCAUCUCAAGAUGGGCCAUCCCCGUCUUCAUUGGUGCCUCGUUAGCACAAAGUGCCAUGUACGAUGUAAGAGGAGGAACGAGAGCAGUCAUCUUCGACCGUCUUUCCGGUGUUCAGGAACAAGUCGUCAACGAAGGCACCCACUUCCUCAUCCCGUGGCUACAGAAAGCAAUCAUCUACGAUGUGCGGACGAAGCCUAGAAACAUCAGCACCACCACCGGAAGCAAGGACUUGCAGAUGGUGUCACUGACGCUCAGAGUGCUCCAUCGACCAGAUGUCCAGAAGUUGCCCAAAAUCUACCAGGCAAGUUGCCAACUACUCAGUUGCACGUCGCUUGGUCAAGAUUAUGACGAAAGAGUCCUCCCAUCUAUUGGCAACGAAGUCCUCAAAGCAAUUGUGGCUCAAUUCGAUGCCGCGGAACUGAUCACUCAGCGAGAAGCUGUCUCACAACGCAUCCGAGCCGACCUGACUCGUCGAGCGCAGGAAUUCAACAUCGCUCUUGAAGACGUCUCUAUCACACACAUGACCUUUGGUCGAGAGUUCACCAGGGCAGUCGAACAGAAACAGAUCGCUCAACAGGAUGCAGAAAGAGCAAGAUUUAUUGUUGAGAAGGCGGAGCAGGAGAGACAGGCAAAUGUCAUUCGUGCCGAGGGUGAAGCCGAGUCCGCAGAUAUUAUCAGCAAGGCUGUGGCGAAAGCUGGUGACGGAUUGAUACAGAUCAGAAGGAUCGAGGCGAGCAAAGACAUUGCCCAGACACUGGCCGCGAAUCCCAAUGUGACUUACCUGCCGGGAGGUGGUGAUGGGGAAGGUGGGAAGGGGAAGAGCACGGGCUUAUUGCUGGGCUUGAGAGCAUGA
Molecule: messenger RNA, 879 nt
Organism: Cladophialophora psammophila CBS 110553
Lineage: Eukaryota; Fungi; Ascomycota; Eurotiomycetes; Chaetothyriales; Herpotrichiellaceae
Product: prohibitin-1
Exons: 2
Coding region: 1-879 (292 amino acids)
Biological process (GO): mitochondrion organization
Cellular component (GO): membrane; mitochondrion
Source: RefSeq, a predicted model, not a curated record